Molecule: messenger RNA, 1985 nt
Organism: Perkinsus marinus ATCC 50983
Lineage: Eukaryota; Perkinsozoa; Perkinsida; Perkinsidae
Product: Formate--tetrahydrofolate ligase, putative
Exons: 20
Coding region: 1-1956 (651 amino acids)
Molecular function (GO): ATP binding; formate-tetrahydrofolate ligase activity
Source: RefSeq, a predicted model, not a curated record
AUGACUCCUGCUACAGUCCUGUUACCGAGGCCCCUGCCUGAAGGGUCAAUCCAAUCCCCAGUGCCGUCAGACAUCGACAUAGCUCAGAGUGUAAAGCAUGGUGCAGUGUCGGUGGAGAAUGUGGCGCCGGUUCACAUCCGCAGCGUUUGCGAGUCGCUAGGUCUCGACGAUGAGGACUAUGAUUGCUACGGCAAGUACGCUGCCAAGAUCAACCUGUCUGUCCGAGAGCGUCUGGCUAACAAGCCGAAUGGAAAGUAUGUUGUUGUGGCUGGAGUGACGCCGACCCCACUCGGGGAGGGGAAGAGUACUUGUACCGUGGGGAUCAGUCAAAGCCUUGGGGCGCACUUGGGGAAAAAAGUUUUUACCUGCAUCCGUCAACCCUCGAUGGGCCCUACUUUUGGUAUCAAAGGAGGGGCCGCAGGAGGGGGCUACUCGCAGGUCAUACCGAUGGACGACUUCAACCUUCACCUCACUGGUGACAUACACGCUAUCUCGAUCGCCAAUAACCUUUUGGUGGCUCAGCUGGACACGAGGAUAUUCCACGAGAACACUCAAUCUGAUAAGGCCCUCUUUGAUCGUAUUUGCCCGAUAAUGAAAGGCGGCACCCGCAAGGUUUCGGCGUCUAUACUUCGUCGUCUAGAGCGUUUGGGGUUGCCUACAGAUGUGGACCAGCUGGAUGAGGAGGGUGUUGGCCGCUUGGUCCGUCUCGACAUCGAUCCCGACACGAUCAUGGUGAAUCGAGUUGUUGACGUUAACGACCGUAUGCUCCGCAAGAUAACGAUCGGUCAAGGGCCCAAUGAGAAAGGCUAUACUAGGGAAACCCAAGUGGAUAUUGCUGUUAGCAGCGAGUGUAUGGCUAUCCUCGCACUGGCGACUAGUCUGGAGGACAUGCGAGACAGACUGAGGAGGAUGGUCGUUGCCUACAGUAAGGCGGGCAACCCUGUGACGGCAGACGACCUUGGGGUUGCGGGGGCAAUGACGGUGCUUUUGAAAGACACUAUCAACCCUACUAUUAUGCAGACCCUCGAGGGAACACCAGUUUUCGUCCAUGCGGGCCCGUUCGCCAACAUCGCCCAUGGCAACUCCUCGAUCGUUGCUGAUCAGGUCGCCUUGAAACUCGUCGGGCAAGAUGGAUACGUUCUGACCGAGGCCGGCUUUGGGUCGGACAUCGGCAUGGAGAAAUUUAUGGACAUCAAAUGCCGCUACAGUGGACUCCGCCCGGAUGCCAUCGUCCUCGUUACUACUGCUCGUGCCUUGAAGAGCCAUGGUGGCGGCCCGGCAGUGGUGGCUGGGAAGAAGAUGGACGACGCGUACACAACAGAGCGACUCGAUCUAGUUCAGAAGGGUCUUGGCAACCUCCAGGCCCAUAUUGAUAUUGGAAACCAAUUUGGGGUUCCAGUGGUCGUGUGUGUGAACAAGGUGAAUACGGAUUCUGAUGCUGAGUUGAAGUUGAUUGUUGAUGACGCCCUAAAAAGUGGCGCUGCAGCAGCUGUGGUUUCGGAUCACUGGGCCCGCGGUGGCGAGGGAGCUGUUGACAUCGCCAGGAAGCUCACCGAGGUUUGCGAGAACGUCAGGUCGGAUUUCAAGUUCGCCUAUCCUCUGGACAUCUCGAUCAAGGACAAGAUUUCUGCUAUCUGUAUGAAGAUCUACGGUGCUGUGGCGGUAGAGUAUGAAGAAGCGGCAGACUUGGCGAUAGAGCGUUUUGAGAAAGCUGGCCUCGGCAAGCUCCCGAUCUGUAUGGCCAAGACCCAAUACUCCUUAUCGGCGGACGCCACUCUGCGUGGAAGACCUACCGGAUUCACUAUAAAAGUGAAGAGCUGUCGUGCUGCCGCUGGCGCUGGAUUCAUCUAUCCCCUUCUUGGGCCCAUCAUGACAAUGCCCGGUCUCCCCACACGCCCAUGCUUCUAUGACGUCGACAUCGAUCCGUCCACCGGAAAAGUCGAAGGACUGUUUUGAUGGCAUUCGCAGCUGACAGAUGAGUUUUA